This is a messenger RNA of Ostrinia furnacalis (Asian corn borer), 518 nucleotides long. RefSeq lists its product as uncharacterized. The record is from RefSeq and is a predicted model, not a curated record. NCBI's taxonomy places the organism in Eukaryota, Metazoa, Arthropoda, Insecta, Lepidoptera, Crambidae. The coding region runs from base 81 to 482 and encodes 133 amino acids. The transcript has 4 exons.
UCCAGGUCGCGCAGGGGCCGCCGGUCACCAUGGCAACCGGCGUUGAAACAAACCCCUGAAACUAUUGGCGCGGUGGGCGGAUGUCGGGCGGCGGCGCCGGGCUCAUGUCGUGCGUGCGCGAGGGCUCCCUGGAGCCGCCCUACCGACCGCCGCACAGCGAGCCGCACAACCAUGGCGAAGGGCGCACAGGCAGGUUCCUGCGCGGGCUGCGGCGCAUGUUCAAGCGGCGCGGAAGCGGCGCGCGCGCGGCCUCGCCCGACCCCAAGAGCAGCUCCACCAGCGAGCUGCUGGACGCAGACCGCCAUGCGAGGAGAAAAGAGGGAGUGUACGGCAGCGGGCUGUCGGUAUCGCACGACUCGGUGUUCACGGGCGAGCGCUCGGGCGACGAGUCGAGCGACGAGCGGCCGACGCCGGCGCACGGGCUCGGCCACGUCGCCACUUCACACCGGGUGAGUUCCCCUGGCCUAUCUGGAAGUCUUUAAAUAGACUUCGGACGCAGGUCGGCCAUAAUUAUGUUC